Blepharisma stoltei is the source of this 3589-nucleotide messenger RNA. The record is from the annotation of a GenBank genome assembly. NCBI's taxonomy places the organism in Eukaryota, Ciliophora, Heterotrichea, Heterotrichida, Blepharismidae.
AUGAUGCACAUCCCUAUGAAAUAUUACUUCCUGCUAUUUUGUGAAGUAGCAUUUGGCCAGUUUAUGACAAUUCCUCUUUUAUACAGCAAAUAUACUCCUGAGAUAAUAAAAGAGGUUCUUUUGACAGAAUAUAAUUGCCCAGAUCUUAGCUCAGAAAGAUGCAUAGGCAACGCGGAUUAUUUUUUCGUUCCUUUGGAAGUAAAUGAUGCUAAUGAUUUCCUGGAAUUUAUCGUCGGACAAGAUAUUUUAUACCAUUUUGCAUAAUAUCUUAAUAUCAAAUCAAAUCAUUUUUGUAUUAUAAAUUAAAAAAAUAAAGUUAUACUAUUGAUAAUUUAUUAAAUGUGCUAUAUUUUUAUAUGACAUAACUUACUCAUCAGUAAUAAGUGCAUAUAUUGAUGCAUUUGCAACACAGUUUUUAUUUAUGCAUUUGGUAUCUGGAUAUACACCAAAUGCUAUUCCACCAUUAACUUAUUAUGACCACACCAGAUAUACUUUAAUAAGAGAUGGAACAAUUGCUUUAGUGAAACAUUUCGGUUGGCAAAAAAUCAUUGUUUUUGUUAGUAAAGAUUUCUCUGAGAUGGAUUUUCAAUCUGUGACAGAAGUUGAAAUCGUUUUUAUUACAAUUCUUCCAAGCGGACUUUCAUAUGAAACCAUAUAUAUCAUUGUUUCAAAAGAAGUCAAACCUCUAGGGGUAAAAACAAUCAUAAUAGCAACAGAUGAUAAUAUGUCUAAACUAAUUCAACGAGCAAUAAUAGAAGCUGAAAUGAACACAAAAGACUAUAUUUAUAUUUUUCCCCAUCAAAGCGGAUGAAGUGCAUAUCUUGAAGGAGCACUUACAUUAGAAGAGUACGCUUGGAUGCCUAAAAAUGUUGCGAAUUAUGCUGAAAUUAUAAUUAACUACUCAGCAGAUUUUUUAAUGAAUCUUAUGAAAUAUUAUCCAAUACAAGGCUCUUUUUCGCUAUAUACGUUUUAUGGAUUUAUACUUACCCAAGUUAACCUUGAAAGGUUCCACAUUUUUAAUAUCCAAAACAGUCAGCCAGUAUUAGUUGGAAAUAUUACCAAUAGAGUGGUCUCUUUCUAUACCCCUCCUAUUUUUAAUGGAAACACAACCACACCUCCUGACAAUUCAAAGUUAAAACUGCCUAUAAGUAUUUCUGGAGGAAGUAUUAAUCCAGAUGGAUCUACUUAUAUGUAUAAUGCAUACUGUCAACUUGGCUCAGUUCAUGCUAUAGAUUCUAUUAAUUCCCAGUCAAAAAUCCUUGAAAAUUUUGAUUUGGUCAUCAACAAUAUAACAGACUGUGGGGCUUCUUACUUUGAUAGUAAUUAUGCAAGUAGCUGUUUUAGUAGGCAUUCAGCAGAGCUAGGGUAUUUUCAUGUCGCUGCUCAGCCAAUUGUCAUGACAGAAGGUACAUUAACUGUUUUUAACUCCUUAAAUAUUUCAGUUCCAGUACUCGGAGUUGAGUCAUCAAGCUCACUUAGCAACGAUUUCCACUCACAAUAUGCAAGCGUGUCAUUUUCAAACACAUACACAGCAAAUGCAAUUGCUUUACUCCUCGCCUCUUUUAGAAUCACCAAAGUUUCUCUGCUAUAUCUUAAUAACCCUUGAGGCGAAAAUUUCAAAAGGCAAUUUCUUAAUAGAGCAGAGUCAUAUAAAAUUGAAGUUAUGAACAAAAAUCAAGCAGUUCCUAGUGGCUUUAAUGGCACAGACAAAUCAUUUGUAAAAGAAAUUGUUGAUUUAAAGACAAGAUAUAUAGUAAUUGAAGCAACAAAUACUGAAAUGUUUUCUAUUGUAGUGGCUCUUUAUGAUUUAGGAAUGAGGAAAGGGGACGUUUAUUUGAUUUCUGGAGGAGGGUUAGGCCUAACAAGCAAUGUUCAAUAUGUAAUAGGUGAAGAUUCAUAUAAUAAACUAAUAGAGCUCGGAGAUGGAUCAGUUUAUGUUACUUUUCUGUCAUAUUACAACGCAUUUGGGGAACAGAUUUAUGGAGAAUUUCUCAAAGAAUAUGAGGUUGUGUAUGAUUAUAUGUGUUUAUAUUAUGAUGCAACUUAUCUAGGGGCAUAUGCAAUAGAUUCAAUGAUAAGCAGAGGAUUUAAUUUAAAUAGUUCAGGAAUUGAAGAGUGAAUAAGAAAAGUCCAGUUCACAGGAUGCUCAGGAAAUGUCCAAAUAAGUAAAAGUGGCAAUGAUAGGUCAACUAUAAAGGUUGGAGUUUAUAAUUUGAUUAGAAACAACUCGAAUUGGCAGCUAACAUUGAGUGGGAUUAAUGAUCCUACUAAAGUGGUUGUCUAUGAGUCUUUAGUUGAUAUUUCAUGAUACACUGAUAAUAAUGGAAUUCUCCCAAGUGAUAUUAUAGGAGCUGACUUGUCCUGCCCAUUUAAAUCUGAACAAGAGCAAUCAUUUUUAUACGGCUAUCUGAUUCUUCUUAUUAUUGGAGGGUCUUUUUUAAUUUUUGAUAUAUAUUUUCUCUAUAAAAAUUUGGAAUUUACAUUAUCAAGAAAGUAUUUAAUGCUCCAAUGUAAAACCGAAGAAAAUAUACUAGACAACCUUAUGUAUUUUGCAAUGAUAGUGGAAUGUUUCCAAUACAUCUGCAUAGGCCCAGAUUUUACAGACUUAUUUCCUGGGUUUUUUAAAAAGAUAAUAAAAAUUUCAGCACUCGAUUUCAGAAAUUUUUCGAAAAGUUUUGACUGAACAAUAUGAUACCAAAUAAUCAUGAUGGAAAUUAUUUUGGCAGUAUGGCUUUUUUUCCUUAUUGGCAAAAUAUUUAACGUUUGAAGAAAAUGUAAAAUUCAGCUGUUUGUAAUAAUAAGUGAAAUCGGCAAUGUUUUACUCCCUAUUAUAGGUGAUAUUUUAUUUUUGCCGAUAACAUGAUUUUUAUUACUAACUUUCCAAUGUACAAAAAGCAUAGGAGACAACUUUAAGGACAGUUUUCACAAUCAAGACUGCAGUAUUUUUUGUUGGCAAGAUGAACAUAUCAAAUAUAUCGCAGGAUCAUCUUUAGCGAUUUUGCUUUAUUUGCCUGCAAGCUUGUAUUAUCGACCUUCUUGAAAAGAUAACACUGGAAAUUUAGUUUUUCACUUUAAAGAGCAGCCUUAUAACUCAGCAAUUAAAAGUUUUAUGCAGAUUGUUUUAGUUGUGAUGAAUACAACUCUUUUGCCUUACUCUGAUAUUGCUUAUACUGUAUCAUUUGUUUCCAUCGUCUCAAUUUAUGGAGUUUUCACAUUAUUUAAAAAGCCAUACAAUUACGAUAGAGCUUCUUUAUGAUACACAAUUUUUAUUUUUUGUUGCAUUUGGCUUUGGAUUUGCUGUGAAGUUGCAAAAUUUAAUAUGGUUUUUGCUGAGUCAAUUAUAGGUGUUGGCUGGGUUUUGCUAGGAAUUAUUGGAAUUAUUUAUCAAAAACGAAAACUGCCAUCAUUUUUAGAGUCUCCGAAAGGGCAAGACAUUUUAAGGCUCUUCAGGUUUCAGCUUUCAAAAAAAUCGCCAUUUCAAGCAGGAAUUGAAGCUUCUGUUAGCUAUAUUUAUAUUGACCAAAGCAGCAGUGAUAAUAAAAAAAGUGAUUUGUUUAGUGAAGGGUUUAAUGUGGAGUUUUUGCAUUAA